This is a messenger RNA of Pochonia chlamydosporia 170, 375 nucleotides long. RefSeq lists its product as hypothetical. The transcript has a single exon. The record is from RefSeq and is a predicted model, not a curated record. The coding region runs from base 1 to 375 and encodes 124 amino acids. NCBI's taxonomy places the organism in Eukaryota, Fungi, Ascomycota, Sordariomycetes, Hypocreales, Clavicipitaceae.
AUGGCACUAAUCAAAGCAACCGACGGCGACCGCGUUCUAGACGACCCAUCUGACGAACAGCUGCACGACCUGCUUGCAGACAUGAACUUGUCGUGUAACUUUGUCAUCGUGGAGCGGCUUGACCGUGGUGGUGAGCACUACAUCCAAGUAGCUUUGAGCGAGGAACCAAACUACGGGAGCUAUCAGGUUGAAUACCGUGAUGGCAGGCCGGACGCGCACUUUGAAGCAACUGUCCUGAGGGACUCGGACUGGGAUAGCAUUCUCGACCACGGCUUCGAACGGGUCAUGCAGGUGGUUUGCGAUUGGGUUGCUGACAAUGCACGUUGGCGUACGGCGCUGCCCUGGAAGCCAUUGGUUCUAAGUAAUAAUCAAUAA